This is a messenger RNA of Owenia fusiformis, 1049 nucleotides long. The record is from the annotation of a GenBank genome assembly. Lineage: Eukaryota; Metazoa; Annelida; Polychaeta; Sabellida; Oweniidae.
AUGAGAGGAAUUUCGGCCGAUGGUGGCGUUAUUACCAUUCAAGGAAACAAAAUUUUUGAAAAUUGGUUUUGGGGGAUAACUUUGAAAACCCGAACAACUGGCAAUGUACAAAAUAAUGAAGUCUUCAGCAAUAAAUGUGGUGGAAUACGUGUUGGGACAAACUAUUCAGCGCGAAUCCUCAUAGAUAGUAAUACAAUACGCGAUCAUCCAGGACCAGCCCUACAUACAGAGGUUCUUCGACCAGAGACUAAAAGGCUGUUAAAAGAUAUGUCAAUCCAAUCAAAAAUUCAGGAAGGAAUGCCUCAGGACAAAGUAACAUUGUAUAUCAGUCCCCCAAUGUUAACAGACAGGAACAUAAUUCGGAAAAAUGGAGUUGGAAAGCUAUUAAAAACAAAUCCCUUAGAAAUAUGUGCCAAUUGUCACAGCAAGGGUGACCUGCUAAAAUGCACCAAAUGUCGCAAGACACAGUAUUGCGGUAAAGCGUGUCAAAAACAACACUGGAAUAAACACAAACGUAUUUGCAAAAUUAUUUCAGGUGAAUCUUCAGUGGUAAUUAAAAUGAAAGAAACCAAAACUUCAGCUGGUCUGACAGAUGCAACAUCAUUCUGCAUACGCAUUUUUGAUCCAUCUUUAAAAGGUAUUGGUGAAGGAAUACCUCCUGACCCUGAUUCUACCCAGAAGUUUGUUGUAAAAGUUCAGGCAGGGAAUGAAGCAAGACUAUACGAUCCAGAGGCGAUGAUAUCACUCUAUGACCAAACUGUACAGUUAGACAUAUGGCUUGUCAGUCCAACACUCUACCAUAUAGUCAUGGAAUGUGGAACACUUGGAGCUAACCAGUUCACAAGUAAAAAGGUGUACUUCUGGGCAAACUAUGAAAAGAAGGGUGAAGUACUUCGCAUUCAUAUUGAUGAUUUCCCCCCAACGCCAACUUGGUGAUUACAAUAUGAACUCAGAAGGAAUUGCCCUUUGCGAUUUUGGCUUAGCUUUUAAAAAACUCUUCAUGUUUACAGGCCACCUAUAAAGUUUUAAUCACUUUGGUUUAUAUUAUU